Messenger RNA from Ziziphus jujuba (common jujube), 3576 nucleotides. Its product is annotated as beta-glucosidase 11-like. The record is from RefSeq and is a predicted model, not a curated record. Gene Ontology annotation, biological process: carbohydrate metabolic process. The transcript has 14 exons. Bases 1951 to 3456 code for a protein of 501 amino acids. Lineage: Eukaryota; Viridiplantae; Streptophyta; Magnoliopsida; Rosales; Rhamnaceae. Gene Ontology annotation, molecular function: beta-glucosidase activity.
UUCCUAUCAUUGUUUUACACCCCUAUUUUUCUCUUCUCUCUUUUUUUUCAUCUCCUUUUCUAAUAUAUUAAUUCAUUCUAUUUAAAAUUCUAAAUCCCUUAAAAAAGAAUUUUAAAUACAUAUUAUAUUUUUAUAUAAUACCUUCUUCUAAAUCCUGUAUCACAUAAGCUUCCAUAAACAUAAUCAUUGGAGAUGGGAAUCCAAAUCAAACACAGCAACCAUGCUUUCCUCAUCCUUAAUGCUUAUCCUUUCUUUUUCGACAGCUCCUCUUCUCUUUCUUGUCCUCUCUCUCUCUCUCUCUCUCUCUCUCUCUCUCUCUCUCUCUCUCUCUGCAACUCUCUAUAUCUCCAAAUUUUUUUAAUCUCUUUCUCUCUCUGGCUUAAUUUCUCUAUCUAAGGAAUCGUGGGUAGUGGGUGAUUUCUUCAUAAAAAUGCUCGAGUAGAAGAGGACAAGCCCGCAAGGUGUGAGGAUUAGAGCAGAGAGAGAGAGGUGUUGCUCUUUUGGGAUAAUAACUGGAAGGAGGCGUCUCAUGCUACUUGCCCACUAACCUUGUCAUCUGGUGAUGGAGUGGUGUUCUAUUCUGGAAAGUGAAGUGGAACUCAAAAUGCUGAUAAAAAAAAACUUGAAAAAAAAAAAAAAUCAGAAAAACAGAAUCACGUGAGUUUCACGAGCACCUGCUAACAGCCCGUUUGCCCAAAUCAUGAACGGGACCAAUUUGCAUUAAUUUUAAAACUUAAAGGUUUAAAUAGCACAAUUUUAAUCGUUGAAGAUCCAAAUUACACAACCUUAAAAAUUGGGUAGCAAAGCCUUUUAUUUUAUUGGGUUUACUUACCAGCAAAUUCUAUAUAUUUUUAGGCUUUUAGGAAAUAAAACAUAAUUAUAUUAUAUGGUAUAUCUAAAAAAUAAAUAGGCAAAAUAAGAUGAUUAGUGUGCUAUAGACAUUGCAGGUUAUGAUCAAAUUCGUAGCGAUAGUAUAUUUUUACACUGCUAUACAUUCUUUUUUUUGUUUUUUUUCCUUUUUUUUUUUGAUGAACAUUCUCAUGAUUAUGAUGAUGUUGUUUGAAAACAAUACUACAUGAGACAUUUUAUAUAUAUGCGCACGUGAUCCAUCUUUUCUCCUCUCAUGUCAAAUCUCAUCACUUUACACAUUGAUUAACUAAUAUACGCAAAUUGCUGCAAAGCAAUAUCUUGCUCUGUCCAACCAAUUAAGCGCAAAGUAAUCAUAAAAGUAUGUAAUUAUUCGACCUUAAUUAGUUCAUUAAUGAAACCAACAAAUAUUUACUAUUUCAUCUUUUGUGCGCACGGAUAAUUAAUAUCUUCUUCUUGCCAUGUUAUAUUUUCUACAGCAAAGCUAUGCGUUUCAAACACGACUUCUUUGAAUAUAACUUAGGGGAGGAGACUUUGAAGUAUAUAAAAAUAUAAAAUAUAAUACGGCCAAAAUACAUUAAACCCCAUUUGGACUAAUAUAUACAUCAUAUUAAUAUUAUAAUAGUGUAACAUAAGCAAUUACCUCAGCAGCUAUAUACUAUUCCAAUAUUCCAGUGUAUAUACCAAAAAUUAAAUAUACUAUUCCAGUAAUAUUCCUUUUAGACAAACAAUAUAUAUAAAAAUUAAGUCAAAUCCCAUGUGGAAAAUAAUACAAAACAACAGUACAAAAAAAAUGUAAUACAAAAGAAAAGUUUGUCUCUCAAACAAUAAUUAAAAGAAAACUAUGUCUGCCGAAUAACUUUUGUAGAACAAAAAACAAAAUAAUAAUAAUAAUCAUUUAAAAUUAUUGACAUCUUUUCCAAUGGUGAGAGAGAAGAAAAUAAUUAUGCAGCUUGAAAAAGAUAAAUCACUAUUGACUAUAUUGACUGUGUAUUCGAUGUGUAUUUAUCGCAGUUAGAUCAAAAAACUCUCUCUCUCUCUCUCUCUCUAAAUCAUAAUUAGUAGCGAUCAGCAGAAAGGAAAAUGUCGAGAGUCUGUUUGUUGCUUGCUUUUGUGCUAAAUACCAGCGUUGGGGUCUUAACGGUUGAGGCUUUUAGCAGACAAGAUUUCCCUACUGGCUUUGUCUUUGGCGCUGGAACCUCAGCUAAUCAGGUGGAAGGAGCAGCAAACGAAGAUGGGAGGACUCCCAGCAUUUGGGAUAGUUCUUUUGCUCCUAGUGGAGGAAUUACACCAAUACCUCCGGAUCAGUAUUACAAAUAUAAGGAAGAUGUACAACUCAUGGCGGAUACGGGCAUCGAUGCCUAUAGAUUUUCUAUCUCAUGGUCAAGACUAAUUCCAAAUGGAAGAGGACCUGUCAAUCCAAAGGGUUUGCAAUAUUACAACAAUCUCAUAAAUGAACUAAUAAGCCAUGGAAUCCAACCACAUGUAACAUUACACCAUAACGAUCUUCCACUGGCACUUGAGGACGAGUACGGUGGUUGGGUGAAUCACAGGAUUGUGAAAGACUUCAUGGCAUAUGCAGAUGUGUGUUUCAGAGAGUUUGGAGACAGGGUUUUGUAUUGGAGUACUGUGAACGAGGCUAAUAUGUUCAGCACUGGAGGUUAUGACAUGGGGGCUAUGGCACCGUUUCGAUGUUCUCCUCCAUUUGGAAUCAAAAACUGCUCCAGAGGCAACUCCUCAACUGAACCUUACAUGGUAGCUCAUAAUAUCUUGUUGGCCCAUGCAUCGACUGCAAAAUUGUAUAGGCUUAAAUAUCAGAAUAAGCAGCAUGGAUUAAUUGGAUUCAUUAUCUUUACCUACGCCAUUGAACGUGUUACAGAAUCCAAAGAAGAAGAUUUUGUUAUUCAGAGAGUAAACGAUUUCAAUUUUGGAUGGUUGCUACAUCCCCUGGUUUUUGGAGACUAUCCAGUAAUCAUGAAAAGAAAUGCAGGCUCCAGAAUUCCAACAUUCACAAAUUACCAAUCCGAACUGGUUAAAGGUUCAUUUGACUUCAUUGGGAUAUUACAUUACUCUUAUUCAAACGUAAAAGACAACCCUGACAGUCUCACCAUGCAACUAAGGGAUUUCUAUGCAGAUAUGGCAGCAACCGUAAACUAUCAUAUGACCAAAGAACCGUUGCCGUUGCUUCCCAUUGCACCAUGGGGUCUUAGAAGGGUGCUGGAGUAUAUUAAGGAAGUUUAUGGCAAUCCUCCUAUAUACAUUUAUGAAAAUGGUCAGGGAUUGACGCUUAAUUCAGAUUCAGCAUUAGAUGACAUUCCAAGGAUUGACUAUUUGCGUGAACACAUUGGAGCACUCCUUGAAGCCUUGAGAAAUGGAUCAAACACAAGAGGGUAUUUUGUAUGGUCCUUCAUCGAUUUGCUGGAGUUAUUUAGAAAACCCAACAAGUUCAGCUUUGGUCUAUACCACGUUGAUUUGGAUGAUCCAGAUCUUAAAAGAUAUCCCAAGAAAUCUGCGUUAUGGUAUUCUAAUUUCUUAAAGGGAGGAAACAUCACUGCUUUAGAUGUAGUGCCAAAACUAUCCUCUGUUUGAGUUUGUACUAAUUCAUCUGUGAGGCAGAGAGAAAAUCUCCAAUUCCGAAGUGAGGUUGAAGAUAAAUAUGACCAUGAUUCAACAUACCAUGUGCAGAGAUGAAUGAAAGAAAAUUUCAGA